Molecule: messenger RNA, 483 nt
Organism: Nylanderia fulva
Lineage: Eukaryota; Metazoa; Arthropoda; Insecta; Hymenoptera; Formicidae
Source: RefSeq, a predicted model, not a curated record
AUGGAAGAACGGGCGUGUGAGACGCACUUCAUGAAAAAUGUGUCAGCCAAUGAGCAAGGUAGAUAUAUAGUCAGAUUGCUGGUAAGGGAGGACGUGUUGUGUCAAAUCGGCGAUUUGAGGGACAUAGCCUUGAAGUGUUUUCAUAAUUUAGAGAGACGCUUGCAACGUGAACCAGCCUUCAGGGUCUCGUAUAUAGAAUUUUUACGUGAAUAUGAGAGAUUAAGACACGUGCGGCAGACUUCUUCGCAUGAUUGUGAGGAGGAAGUCGCGAUCUAUUUACUGCACUAUGGUGUUAUAAAGGGUGAGGGUCGUGAUGCCAAAUUACGCGUGGUUUUCGACGCGUCGUGUAAGAGUAGCACAGGGAUCUCCUUGAAUGACGUGUUGAUGAUCAGGCCGACUAUACAGCAAGAUUUAGUCUCAAUAUUAUUGCGUUUUCGCACGUUUGCAUACGCGUUCACCGCAGACGUAGAAAAAAUGUAUUGA